Messenger RNA from Lindgomyces ingoldianus, 590 nucleotides. RefSeq lists its product as uncharacterized. The record is from RefSeq and is a predicted model, not a curated record. The coding region runs from base 51 to 590 and encodes 179 amino acids. Lineage: Eukaryota; Fungi; Ascomycota; Dothideomycetes; Pleosporales; Lindgomycetaceae. The transcript has 3 exons.
CUCUAACGAACUCAAUUAAGUCAACAGGAAACUCACCCAACUCAGCCACCAUGCUGUUUAUUCCUCUUCUUCUCUCUCUCCUCCAAUUUACUCUCUCCGCUUCCACUGAGCCCGAUUGUUCCUACUCCGCACCAGGCUCACGCUAUUUCUAUCUCUCGAACAUAACCUUUGAGUCCCACAUCGUCUACUCCACCCCAGCACAUAUGGCGACAUCCUCGGCCACAAUUUCCUUCGAAUUCUACAACAGUGCUGUCUCGUACACCGCACAUUGCAGCGCGGGCAGCGUUGAGCCAUGGCAAUGGUUUAACGCCGACCAGAUCUAUACCUGCACUGUACCGCCGCAGGGCGCUGGUACCGCGACUUUCAAAUACAGAAGUUCAGAUGGACAGUUGCAGGCUAACCAGACGUGGCUGUGUGGAGCUCAAAAGACCUUAGGCACUGCAACCGGACACGCGAACCUGGACUGCAAGACUGUCGAUAAGACAGCUGAGAAUUUCACGUGGCCGGAUCCACAGGGGAGAAUGUAUAGGACUAUUACGACAACGUGUAAUCCAGGUCGCUCGCUUCCUCCUGUCAUGCAAACCAUCUGA